Paramecium octaurelia is the source of this 396-nucleotide messenger RNA. The record is from the annotation of a GenBank genome assembly. Lineage: Eukaryota; Ciliophora; Oligohymenophorea; Peniculida; Parameciidae.
AUGUAGUAAAGAAGGAGAAUUAAAACACUGUUAGAUUACAAGAAAAUUGAAUAAGAUUUACCAUCUAGCGAUUUAACCGAAUAAGAAAAAUCCAUCUUGAGUUUGGCAAUACGAGAAAGGAAGUUUAAUCUGAGAACAAGAGUUAAAUCAGUUAAUUCGAAAGCGGAACUCUGCAAAAAUCAAAGAGAAUAUGAGGAUAAGAUGAAACUGUCAAUUGCUUAAAUAGUUGAUUGUGAAUACAAAUAAUCCAAAUUAAGUGAGUCAACAGUAAAACACAAAGGUUAAUUCACUACCAUAUUUUCCAUUCCUAAACCUAAGUAUGACCCUUCCAUUGUCUAUGGUUCCUAAAACAAUAGAAGAAUGAUUCAUAUGAAGGAAAUACUUAAAAAGUUAUGA